Molecule: messenger RNA, 1665 nt
Organism: Daldinia loculata
Lineage: Eukaryota; Fungi; Ascomycota; Sordariomycetes; Xylariales; Hypoxylaceae
Product: alpha/beta-hydrolase
Exons: 4
Coding region: 1-1665 (554 amino acids)
Source: RefSeq, a predicted model, not a curated record
AUGUCUAACCUCAGAAUGUUUUCUUGGUUUUACAUAGCCAUCUCUGCAAGCAUCUUCUCCGUAGUUCUCGGUCACAACGGGAGGAGGGACCUUCCAUCUGUAGACCUAGGAUACGAAAUUCGUCAAGGAUCAGUAAAUGAAACUGGCAACUACUACAUCUUCAACAACAUUCCGUACGCGCAGCAGCCGGUCGGCGACCUACGCUUCCAAAAGCCCGUUGCUAUCGUCGAAACCGAAGGAGCACCGGGUGACGAUCAUGGCAACGAUGAUGUUGUCAUGUGCCCGCAGGCUUACCCGCAAUGGGUUAUUAACCUCCUAGCAGAACGCAGUGGAAUCGACAAGACCACAAUGGGGUCUAUACUCAACAACCAACCCGGUCAGACGGAGGCAUGUCUAGUGCUCGACGUCUACGUGCCCGCGGACAUCUUCGACGAGGGCCCUACUGCGAAUGCGUCUGUUCUCGUGUGGAUACACGGAGGCGGCUUCACAUUUGGGUCCAAGAAUCUAUACGGCAACCCAGCCGGCCUGAUCGCUAGAUCUCAAAGAAAUGACCUAAAAGGAACCAUUAUAGUCUCGAUCAACUACCGAUUGGGUAUGUAUGGCUGGCUAUCUGGCCAGGAUGUCACGCCAAACCUUGGACUUUAUGACCAGCGGCUUGCUAUGGAUUGGAUAAACGACUAUAUCGUCUUAUUCGGAGGCGGCCUAAAUAGAAUGACGGUUAUGGGUGAGAGCGCAGGGGCUGCGAGUAUCGUCCACCAGCUCACAGCGUUCGACGCAACGGAAAUUUCCCCGUUUACGAAGGCGAUUAUCCUGUCCCCUGCAUUCCAACAUAACAUCGAUCUGGGUGACAAUUAUCUUAAAACGCUAGCGGAGGCUUCCAAACAAACCGGACGCGAAAUCUACAACGUAGAUCAGCUACGUGGACUGCCAGCUGAUCUGCUGCAGCGUAUUAACCAAGGAACUGUCACCUCGGCACCCCUGGGUACAUUUGGCUUCGGCCCCGGGCCCGACAACUCGUUUGUGGCGGAUAUACCGCAGAAACAACUUUACCAAGGAAAAUUCGACUCUACCGUUGACCUAUUCAUAAGCCAUACAUCCCAUGAAUCCGCACCCUUCCUGCCGAGCGGCAUAAACACCGCGGCUGACGUGGAGGCAUACGUACGAAAUAGUUUGCCGGCUGCCUCGAACUUGACCAUUAAUAUGCUGCUUACGGAUCGGGGACUGUAUCCGGAUGUACUAGGCGGCGGGUACCCAUGGAAGACGCAGGCUGGGCGAGCAGAGCGUCUAGCCUCCGACAUCAGCUUCGCGUGCACGACGCAGUACCUAUCGAGAGCGCGAGACAACGAGACCUUCAACCUUGUCUUCACGCACCCGCCCGGCUGGCAUGCCGACGACGUGCCGUACGUAUUCUUCAACGGCGACACGACCACGCCGGAUAACAAGUCCCCCGUCAGUGGACGCUUAGCAACGCAGCUGCAAGAUUACAUCGUCACAUUUGCUCAAACCGGAACCCCGAACGCGGGUGGUGGACCGCGCUUCCCGACGUACGGAAAGAAUUCGACGGUACUAGAGUUGGGGUAUAAGAGUUUUAGGAGAUCGAGAGAUGAUUUAUGGGGUAAGAGAUGCGGGUGGAUCCAGCAGGCUAUGGUCGACGGAAGGUUGUGA